Sparassis crispa is the source of this 975-nucleotide messenger RNA. RefSeq lists its product as hypothetical. NCBI's taxonomy places the organism in Eukaryota, Fungi, Basidiomycota, Agaricomycetes, Polyporales, Sparassidaceae. The transcript has 9 exons. The record is from RefSeq and is a predicted model, not a curated record. Bases 1 to 975 code for a protein of 324 amino acids.
AUGAUGCACCCCACUUACAUGACAUUUGCCAUGUACACCAAGCUGUGCUGUGACCUGAAGAAGAUUCAGGCUUCCGUCUUGGGAGCAGUGGCAUUCAAUUUCCUGUAUAGCUUUCCAGUGUUUAGCUUUCGCAAAGAGCUUGAUAUGAACGACUUUGGCCUGCUCAUCGUUCGGCUUCCGUGCUGGGAUCUUGAUGCACAGGACUAUGUUGGGCUUCUCCGCGAUAGGGGCAUGUCGCUGACUACUUCCUGCUUUACUGCAUUCGACCGGCCAGUUGGUGUGACCGUUAAAUUGUGCUUGUUGCAGAGUUUCUGUCUGUUCGGCUCGUUCGAGGUCGAACAUGUCACCUGCAAUCCUUAUGGAGUCGCAAAGGCGCGACCUCUCCCGGCUUUGAGCUUCCCCAUCCAUGACCAGCAUGCUCCAACUGCCGAUAACAAAACAUCACAUCCAGCGCCAGUACCAACCCUCAUCAGGACACAUGCGCGCCUUCUCACCUCAUCGGCAAGGUCGAAAUUCCACCUUAUCAAGCCUCAAUCAGAUGUUCAGGCUGGCACACGCCAAAGCAUUGCUAGCGACGCGCAUUCCCCAGGAGCUGAUGCAGCAGUGUCAGAACCCGUCAUCCCUAAGCCUGACGGCCAAGUAGGUCGCCCAGGCCGAGGAGGUUACACGCUUAGUGAUGAGUUAGGGAGACACGGGUGGGAUACCGUGAAGUAUAACAAGUUUCUGAAGGACAUCGGUGACUUGGCAGUCAGGUAUUUGGAAUUGGACAAGACAAUCUCGAAACAGAAUCAGACGAUGUUGGACGCAGUGUAUGCCCAGGCUACGAAGCUCUAUCCCCAGCUCGCGCACUACAAGAAGAGUUGGCCGGUCAGAGACGUUCUGAAGACCAAGUUAGGAAACACGACCUACAUGACCAAGAAGGAUAGGGGGAAGGAGCAGGAGGCCCGCACAUCUGUUGCACCGGCUGUGUUGUAA